Anopheles gambiae (African malaria mosquito) is the source of this 1890-nucleotide messenger RNA. Its product is annotated as esterase E4. Lineage: Eukaryota; Metazoa; Arthropoda; Insecta; Diptera; Culicidae. The record is from RefSeq and is a predicted model, not a curated record. The transcript is spliced from 5 exons. Bases 52 to 1788 code for a protein of 578 amino acids.
CAUAGUACAAACUCCUCACUGAACAGCUCGACAAUACGUACAGUUUCAAGCAUGGGACGUCUUCAGUAUUCCUUCGCUGCUUUACUAUCCGUGCUUACGAUCGCCUCGAUCACUGGCACUUCCCUGGCCCAAGAUGAUCAGGGACCGGUAGUAGACAUCCAAGGACUUGGAUCAGUCUUGGGAACCAUGGGAGAGACGGCCUGGACUGGACGACCCAUCUACCAGUUCUUCAACAUCAAGUACGCCGAGGCUCCAGUAGGAGAACAACGCUUCCGUGCUCCUCUCAGUGUGCUUCCCUGGUCUGGUGUCAUGAAUGUCACCGCUCCUGGUCGUGGUUGUCCUCAGCGACGCACUAUUUCUCAGGAUGACCCUGAUGCCGAGGAUUGCCUCACGCUUUCCGUAUACUCCAAUGAUCUUACGGCUAAUCGGCCCGUCAUGCUCUACGUCCACGGAGGUGCCUUCGUGGUCGGAUCCGCUGAGCGAUUCGGACCUGAGUAUUUGCUCGAGAAGGACAUCGUCCUCGUCGUCAUACAGUAUCGCUUGGGUACGCUCGGAUUUCUCUCUACUGGUACCGAGGCUAUCCCUGGUAACGCUGCCAUGUACGACGUGCUCGAGUCGCUUGAAUGGGUAUCCCGACACAUUCGUAGCUUCGGUGGAAACCCAGAGGACGUUACGAUCUUUGGUGAGUCUGCCGGAGGACAUGCAGUUUCCGCUAUGCUCCAUAGCCCCCGGGUUCGCGAGGGACUCUUCAAACGUGCCAUCAUCCAGUCCGGUACCUUGUUCAUGCCCUGGGUCAUCUGUCAGGAUCCUACCGAGGGCGCAUACGAGAUCGCUCGUAUUAUCGGUUGUCCCAUGACGACUCCUGCCGACAUCGAUAACUGCCUUAAGAGUGCAUCGGUCAGUGAUUUGGUGUUGGCUCAAGACGAACACAAGAAAAAUGAGUUCAGCUCUCCAGGAUAUCCCAAAGUUGCUGGAGCUUGUAUCACCGUCGGUGGAGCUCUUGGAGAUGAAAGCUUCAUGCCCGUUCACCCCAGAGAGUCUACCUACUUCCGAGAUGUUGAGAUCAUCUUCGGAAUGAACUCCCAGGAGGGUCUCAUCUUCUUCAACGAAUACUUCCAAUAUGCUUUAGACUCCCAACCCAUCGAGUUCGACUCUCACUGGGACUUCCUGGAGUUUCUCAAGACCGUUAACAUCAAGUUUGGAUCUGGUGCCUUCGUCGAUGCCGUUGUUGGCUAUGAGCUGCUAUCCAAAGCCACCUGGGAGGAGAUGGAUCGUGCUAACUUCUCGGAGAUAGUUCCUCUGUUCAUUGAUGUUGCUGGAAACUUGGCUCUUAAGUACGGAUCCGUCGAGGAGGCUAAUCGAUUCGCUAGAGCGCUUCCCGGACAAGUCUACCUCUACAACUUUGACUACGUUGGUCCGCCGUCUCCAAUGACUCCCGGUUUCCCUUACGAUUUCCCUAACUCAGUGGGUCAUGGCGAUGAGCUCAAGUUCUUGUUCCCCAUGUCAAACGUACUGAACGAAGAACACACCCAAAUGGCUAAGAUCAUGGUGGAUCUUUGGACGUCCUUUGCGAUCACUGGCGUACCUCAGGCCGACAACGUCAUUCCAUGGCCAGCUGUAUCAAGGCCAUUUGGACCAUACUUCCGACUCGUGAACCCUCCGGAGCAGAAAGAGUACUUCGUCAAUGAGCUUACCAACAGUGUUGAAAAGGCCAGAGGACCACGAAAGCUUUCCGUUUCGCCGGCAACCUGCCUGGAUCUCUUCUUAAAUCGGAGCCCCAAGAACUAAGCAAUGAGACCCGCAAGCAUACUCCUCCACUAAACCUAUCCUAAUAAUUUCGACCUUAAUCAGAGGCUCGUCAGUACAAUAAACUAAUAAUCAAGCAUCAUA